GUCCUCCUGGGUCGCCCUGGUGGCCGCUGGGCGCGCGGAGCUCAUGGAGCCGGCUCAGGGCGCCCCUCCGGGGAGCGGCGGGGGCGAGGCGCUGCUGGGCGAGCUAGAGGCGCUGGUCCGGGACGUGGAGAGGGCCAGCUCGUGGUGGGAGCGCCGCGGCGUGGACUGCGCCAUCCUCGGGCUCAGCCUCCUCGCCUUGCCGGCCGGGUUCUUAUGCCUGCGCUCUGAGAAUGUCCUGGUCCUUGGGCUGGGCAUCACCAUCCUGGGUGUGUCCCACUACACACUCACUGUCAAGGGCAGCCACUUGGCCACUCACGGGGCGCUCACAGAGUCCAAAGGCUGGAGCAAGAUCUGGGAGCUUUUCUUUGUGGAGGUAUGCUUGGCCUUCAGUGCGGAGUACGCCAAGUAUGGACACGUCAAAAUACACCAUGGUUAUACCAACGUGCUGGGCCUGGGGGACUCGAGCACGUGGAGACUGCCUUGCCUCAACCGCUUUGUGUACAUGUUCCUUUCUCCUCUCUUGAUCCCCAUCAUAACUCCACUGGUGGCUGUCGAGCGGCUGAGGAAGGUGGAGCUCAGGUUGGCUGUGCGCACGCUGGGCCUGAUUUCCCUGGGCCUCUAUGCUCACUACUGGCUACUUCUGAACGUGUCUGGCUUCAGGAGCCCCGGCUCGGCCCUGCUCUGCAUGUUCAUCACCAGAUCCCUGCUGGCCCAUCCUUACCUUCAUGUCAACAUCUUCCAGCACAUUGGGCUGCCCAUGUUCUCCCGGGACAAGAAGCCCCGGCGGAUUCACAUGAUGAGCCUGGGUGUGCUGAACCUGCCUCGGCUGCCGGUGCUGGACUGGGCGUUUGGCCACUCCCUCAUCAGCUGCCAUGUGGAACACCACUUGUUCCCCUGGCUCUCUGACAACAUGUGCCUGAAGGUGAAGCCCGUGGUGUCCCAGUUCCUCCAUGAGAAGAAGCUGCGGUACAAUGAGGACUCUUACCUGGCUCGCUUCAGGCUGUUUCUCAGUCACUAUGAGGAGUUAAUGGUGCAGACCCCUCCCAUCACCGAACUGGUGGGAUUGCAGUGAGGGGUGGGCCGCACAGUCACCCUGCACCCCCUCCCUGACCCAACCCUAGCUCUCUUGCUUCUGCUGGCCUGCC
Messenger RNA from Odobenus rosmarus divergens (Pacific walrus), 1145 nucleotides. RefSeq names its product fatty acid desaturase 6 (gene FADS6). Gene Ontology annotation, cellular component: membrane. The coding region runs from base 44 to 1072 and encodes 342 amino acids. The record is from RefSeq and is a predicted model, not a curated record. The transcript is spliced from 6 exons. Gene Ontology annotation, molecular function: oxidoreductase activity, acting on paired donors, with oxidation of a pair of donors resulting in the reduction of molecular oxygen to two molecules of water. NCBI's taxonomy places the organism in Eukaryota, Metazoa, Chordata, Mammalia, Carnivora, Odobenidae. Gene Ontology annotation, biological process: lipid metabolic process.